Scheffersomyces amazonensis is the source of this 652-nucleotide messenger RNA. RefSeq lists its product as uncharacterized. Lineage: Eukaryota; Fungi; Ascomycota; Pichiomycetes; Serinales; Debaryomycetaceae. Gene Ontology annotation, molecular function: protein-macromolecule adaptor activity. The transcript has a single exon. Gene Ontology annotation, biological process: proteasome regulatory particle assembly. The record is from RefSeq and is a predicted model, not a curated record. The coding region runs from base 88 to 591 and encodes 167 amino acids.
CACCCAUUGAUUUACUCCACGAUAUACUUGAACAAUAUAAAGGUUGUAUUAUUAUUAUUAUUAUCGUUAUUAUUAUAUUAUACGAGCAUGUCAGAGACAAUUUCAUCAUCGCAGCAGCCGAUAAGUAUUACCGAAUUUACGCGCGCCAUUACGGAAUUGCACCAAGAUGUAUUAGAAUCCAUCAAGAAGCAAUUGGUUACUUCACUAACUAAACUCAUUCAAACCAAUAAUGAACUUCAAGACGAAAUCACAUCAAUCCGUCGGCAGUUAAGCGUGAAUGAUACUAACGAACUUGAAUUGGAUGAAGAUUUGAAAUUGUAUGCUGAAACCAUUGGCGAGAACAGGGUGGUUAUUGAAGAACAGAAGAGUAGAAUUAGUGCAGUAUUGAAUGAAUUGGUGACUCGUGGGUUAUUAAGUGAUGCCAAUAGGAUAAAAGAAGAAGGCACAAUUUUUAACGAAUUGAGUGUAAAAGAUGCGACAAAAAGUGUAGAUAUUAAAAAGGAUGGAGAUGUUUCUGAUGAUGAGAAUACUGUGACAAAGAAAAGUAAUGAUGAUGAUAAUGAAGCUAAUGAUGGAGGAAUAUAUCUUUAGUAACCAACAGUAAAUACUAUACAUAUCUAUGUAAUAAUACGUACUAUUUAUUCUAACAACA